UCACGUAAUGAUUUUUAUAAGUGUUUGGCAUUGAUGGCCCUUGUUCAGCAAGGCAAAGCAAUUGAUGAGAAAUUAUUAAAUAACUAUGUGAAUCGAGGUACCUUUGCUAUUGUAGAAUUUAUAUCAAUAUAUAAAAAGCCUGUUCCCUUAUUUUUUUUUUAUAGAAUUACCUACUCCAACAAUUGAUAAUAUAAAUACUUUAGAAGAUCGUUUAUUACGUCUGCUUCGAAGUGAACAACGAAGCAGUACUCUCUGUUUUCGUUAUAAUGAUCUUUGUGCACUUGAUACUAUUCAGGUGGAUCUAGAACCUGAGAAAAAAGGUAUUAUUAUACGACAUGUUGAAUAUGCAAUAACAAGCAUGCGUCAAAAUAAUAAGGUCUUACGUCGUUAUAAUGACUUUGUUGCACUACAUGAAUUGCUAACGUUAAAAUAUCCAUAUCGAAUAAUACCAAUGCUUCCACCAAAAAAAACAGUCAAUGUGGAUAAAGAAUUCAUUGAAGAACGUCGUCGAGCACUAAAACGAUAUAUUCAAAUUCUGUGUCGUCAUCCAACUAUUUCUGAUACAGAAAUCAUAAAAUUUUUUCUAACAUUCCGAGGCGAAUCAUGUGGUGAUAAUAUGAAAGCAACAUAUAAAAAUACUCUUGAUGAAUUCAGUUCUGAACCACGAUCAUUAUUGAAUACGAAUGAUAAUACUGAUAAAUUUGGAGAAGAUUCCGAUGGUAUAAAAAUAUUUCGUAUUAGUCAGACGCAUAUGUCAUUUAUUCAUCAACAAUUAAGUCAUAUUCGCGAAUGUUUAAUUAGUAUUCAUGAUAAACAUUCUAAAAAUGCAGAUGAUUUUACAAAUAUUGAAAAAACGUUUCAAGCACUUAGUUCAGAAUCAACAAACAUCGAUCGAUGGGCUACAGGUUCUAAUGAUUAUUGGCCAACAAUUCAAGUUGGUUUAGCUGAUUUACCUAUUGAAAUGAGUGCUAUAUCAGAACGAAUUCAUGAACAAUGUAAACGUGAUGAUGAAGUGAUUAGUGAUCAUCUUGAUAUGUUAAUUGAUUUACUUCAAGGAUAUAAGGAUUUAUGUAAACGAUUUGAAGAAGCACUAUUAAGUGAACAAAAAGCUAUUCAAAAAGCAAACAAUCAACAACAAAGACGUCCAACCAUCACAACUGAUACAUCAACAAAAGUAAAAGCUAAUUAA
Adineta steineri is the source of this 1189-nucleotide messenger RNA. Lineage: Eukaryota; Metazoa; Rotifera; Eurotatoria; Adinetida; Adinetidae. The record is from the annotation of a GenBank genome assembly.